Molecule: messenger RNA, 2493 nt
Organism: Exserohilum turcica Et28A
Lineage: Eukaryota; Fungi; Ascomycota; Dothideomycetes; Pleosporales; Pleosporaceae
Exons: 6
Coding region: 1-2493 (830 amino acids)
Cellular component (GO): cytoplasm; microtubule; membrane
Molecular function (GO): GTPase activity; GTP binding; microtubule binding
Source: RefSeq, a predicted model, not a curated record
AUGGCCCGCACCAAACCAGACGGCGAUGGCGAUGCCGUCGCCCAUCUUAGCGAGGAUCUUGAGCCGAUCCACUUGGCUGACCAAGAUGACUAUGAUCUAGCGUUGAACAACCAGCCCCCUUCUUCAGAACCACCCGGGAUCGGCUCCCUCGGAGUGCACGUCAAGGAAGUGAUUGCAACCAUCAACCGGCUCGAAGGUCUUGGGUUGCAGCGCAUGGAAAUCCCUCCCCCAAAAUGCAUCGUCUUGGGUGAACAGUCAGCGGGAAAAUCAUCCGUCAUCGAGGCGAUAUCCGGCAUAAAGCUCCCUCGGGCUGAUGGAACCUGCACUCGUUGCCCCUUGUUCAUCAAGCUUGAGCCUUCCGAAGAUCCCCCCGCCAACUGGAGUGCAAGUGUGAGCUUCCGCCGCGAAUUCAACUACGAUGGCAAGACCGGUAGAGGAGCUGACCGUCGGUUUCCCGGAUGGUUCCGUUUGUCGCAGCCAAGCAUCGUACACUUUGCAGCCACUGAAGAUGCCAAUGAUCUCGAGAAUAUCAUAAUUCGGGCACAGCGCGCAACUGUCAGCCCUCUGGUUGAUUUUCGAGAGUUUCUGCGCCCGUGCCUGCCCAACGAAAAAGACCAUCAUCACUGCGAUUUCAGCCCUAAUAUUGUCUGCAUUUCCAUCACUCAGCCAGCCUUGCCUGCAUUGAGCUUUUACGACUUGCCCGGAGUCAUUGGACAGGCAGAGACCGAAGAAAGCCAGUUUCUUGUCAAGUUUGUCCGCGAUCUGGUAACGGACUAUGUCAAGGACCCUGAGACUCUCAUCCUUGUAUGUUGCUCACUGGAAACUGACAUGGCCAACUCCACUGCUGGCGGCAUUGCAAGGCAGUUAAAGGCAACUGAUAGAUGCAUUGGUGUACUCACCAAACCCGAUCGCUUGCCAGAUGGAUCGCGCCACGACAAGUUGGUGGAGGUAUUCGACCAGAAGCGCUUCGUGCUAGGCCAUGGCUACUUUGUCCUCAAAAACCUCAAUCAAGACCAGAUCAAUGCAGGUAUCACCCACCAACAAGCUCGCGCCCAAGAGCAAGACUUUUUCAGCCAAGAUGCCACUUGGUCGACAUUCAAGGACUACCAGCACCGCUUUGGCACGGUUAACCUUCAAAGGUUUCUUUCUCGAAAGCUUGCUGAGCAGAUUAUCAAGAAGUUGCCCAUCAUCGAGGAGCAGAUCAACAUGCGUCUCGGCCAAGUCGAGACUGGUCUUGAGCAAUUUCCUGAGCCACCCACGCACAACGCUUCUCGCAUCAUCUCGGAUGUCAUCUUGGACUUCUCGCAAGAGCUGCGCAAGGAGAUCGAAGCCGAGUUCCCAUACAAGGUGUGGCGCAACAACUGGCGAGCACUGCAAAAGGCCUUUUUUGAAGCACUGAUCAAGAUGAAGCCGACUAUGCAGACUAGGGGAGAGGAAGACGAGUCUGUCUAUGACAAGAUACUGGCAACGCUUCCUGGCAGUUCAGCCAAAAAGCCGAUUCCAAUCACGGAUGAGGACGACGACACGGAUGACUACGACGAUGAAGAUGAAGGCUCCCCCGCGCUGAACACGGUGGAGACUCCGACGAAGAAGCGAAAGGUUAUGCAUCCGCCCGUACCAUCACCAGCCAAGACGCCUGGCCGACGAGCAGCAUCCAAGGCGCCAGAGGAAACCAUGCCUCCACUCUUCCCAGACUUCAGCAGCCUUCGGAAACACUUCUCUCUCGACGGCGUCCGGCAGUACCUAGCUGAGAACUCGCAGUCGCGAAUCCCCGGGCAGAUCGAGCCGCGGGUCAUCAACAACAUGAUGCUCGAAGCAAUCGAGCACUGGGACAAACCGCUCGACCACUUCUUCACCCUGCUAACGAACCAGGUCAAAGCGCACGUGCACACGGUAUUCCAGAAGCACUUCAAGAGCCGCGAGGGCUCCAUGUUCCACGCGCACGCGUGGAAAAUGGUCGAGCAAAUGCUCGAUCUAAACUGCCACCAGCAGCGCACCACCAUGGCCGACGAGACUACGCGCAAAGACACCACGGCGGCCGACGAGGACAAACUCAAGAAAGAUGAGCGCGCCAUGGCGGUUCUGCGCCACGAGCCGUACGAAGUCGAACUCGGCGUUGUAGCCCAGGUAUACACGUACUAUGUACUUGCGGCCCGCCGCUUCCACGACGCCGUGUGCAUGCGGAUUGAAUCGCAGUUUUACAAGCAGCUUCGCACGCAGAUGCGGGAUGAGCUGGAGAAUGGGCUGGGGCUGAAUGAUAGUCGCGAAGGUCACCAAAACGCAGUACGUCUCCUAGCUGAAUCGCCGCAGCGCUAUAAUCAGCGUAGGGAACUGCUUGGACAGCGCGAUUCGCUGGUGCAGGGCCAGAAGAUUCUCAAGGACCUCCAGAUGAAGCAGUACGGUGGUGGUGGUGCGAGUACUGCAAGCUCCCAGACUGCCAGUGUUCGCACGCCGCUUUCAGGAGAGGAAUUGGACGACUUGGAUACUGCUUAG